Molecule: messenger RNA, 2844 nt
Organism: Neodiprion fabricii
Lineage: Eukaryota; Metazoa; Arthropoda; Insecta; Hymenoptera; Diprionidae
Gene: Err
Product: steroid hormone receptor ERR1
Exons: 10
Coding region: 1148-2485 (445 amino acids)
Biological process (GO): regulation of DNA-templated transcription
Cellular component (GO): nucleus
Molecular function (GO): steroid binding; zinc ion binding; sequence-specific DNA binding
Source: RefSeq, a predicted model, not a curated record
GAAGAUCUCGAGAAAUCUACGAGAUCACGUGACAUAUAUGCCAACAUGGCGACAGUUUUUUUUUCGUUCUUCACGUCGCAGCAUCGAGUUUCCUCACACUGUUAUUUCGCCCGGAAAAAUUGUGGAUACCCGAUAGUAAUAAAUUAACCGGCGAUCUUACAACUGAAAACGAAUUUUUAUCGGUCGACCAUCCCGUCAAGGGUUGCGGCAGGGGGGAAAUUCGUAGGCUAUCCACUAGAAAAGCGACGUUAACGCAGUCGCGAUGACGAAACAAGCGUAGAGAAAAAAGAAACUAGGUUUGAUACUCCACCGAUGCUCCAUACUUUUGUCGGCCAUAUUUGAAACCAGGUGAAAGUGUGGUGGCUGCACUACAAUCGAGUACCACGUCGAAUACACGGGAUGAGAGAGAGAGAGCGCGGUGGUUGCUUUUGCGUCCUUGAAAAAGUUUACGUACGUGCGUGUCCGGGGUUACGUCGAGUGUUAAAUUCCUGUCGAGAUAUGUGCCGUCAGAGUUGAAACCCCAUUGUUUAUUAAUAUAUUGUUUAUUUUCUUUUUUGUUAUUGCUUCGCAAGCUUUCGCGCCUCCGUAAUCCGCUGAACAGUCAGACAAACACGUUAUACAAACAGUGUUCCUAAAGUUUGUCUGUCCGUCGUGCGGUGUGAGCGGCCUGAACUUCUACCAUUAAGUUCUUUGAGGUUUCCCAAUUCCGCCGUCAGAUGCCGACACGAGUGGCUAGCGAACGAACGCCAUUUUCCACUGGUUCCAGAAGCUCUCACGUAGACCGUGGAACAAACUCUCCGUCCAGCUGCAUGAGAGUUUCUCGCAUCUCCGCUAGUCUGUGAAUGCGUCGCGGUAGCUUUUCGGAGAGGAAAAGCGGAUCCGCGUCUUUGUUUUCCCCGAUAUUCCGCGAGAGGGGUUUUCUAGCGCGUCGUGCUGCCACCUCGACUCAAGUCCGUGUCACAUCACAGAUCGCGUGUUCCGUCCUUACUCCACGAGACGCCAACGCCAGUUCGGCAUAUUAAUAAACAAACGCGAAAACGUCCCAUCCUCGUCAUCCUCGACGUUGUCAACGCUCCACGGCCUCCGGACAGAUAUCAACGAUACCUCAACCGCCGAAUAGGAGGACUGCACACAUGACGAGGUUUCUAUGAUGUCGGGUGGCGACGGUGGCACUGCAGGAAUAGUCGGUAAUAACAGGACGACGACGAUACCCAGUAUAAAACAGGAGGUUGAAAAUCCUACAACGCCGUCGCAGAAUUACCACCAAGUUUGUUCGCCCACCACGACCCUCCACCACCAAGAUGUGGUAUGCGGUCAGGUGGACAUUCCUGAUUACGGGGGUGGAGGAGGAAGUCCCGGAAGUCCUGAAAGGCAUCACUGUUCGUCGACAACGCAACCAAUGGGAAUGGCAGAGGGCGGUAUCAAAGAGGAAGACAUGCUGCCUAGGAGAUUGUGUCUGGUUUGCGGAGACGUCGCCAGCGGUUUUCACUACGGCGUCGCAUCCUGCGAGGCUUGCAAAGCGUUCUUUAAACGAACGAUACAAGGUAGGCUACAAGGCAAUAUCGAGUACACUUGUCCGGCGAACGGCGAAUGCGAGAUAAACAAGAGAAGACGAAAAGCCUGCCAGGCUUGCAGGUUUCAAAAAUGUCUGAGGCAAGGAAUGCUCAAGGAAGGUGUCAGGCUCGACCGAGUUCGGGGUGGUCGGCAAAAGUACCGGAGAUCCACCGAGCCUUACGCCAUGAUGGCGAGCAUCAAACUCGAAGCUAACGUUGGACCGACGACGGUUGCGUCCGGCGAAACGAAUAACAAAAUGGUCGAGGCUCUGAUAUCCUGCGAACCGGACAUGCUUCAGGCAUCAAGUCCUUCGCUUACUUUGGACACGGAUCAGCGAGUGCUCGGACAACUUUCCGAUCUUUACGACAGAGAGUUAGUCGGUAUUAUAGGAUGGGCCAAGCAGAUACCCGGCUUUAGCGGGCUGGCUUUGAACGAUCAAAUGCGUCUGCUUCAGAGUACUUGGGCAGAAAUUCUCACCUUCAGUUUGGCAUGGAGAAGCGUACCGAACAGUGGCAAGCUUAGAUUUGCCCAGGAUUUUACCCUAGAUGAAAAAAUUGCCCGGGAAUGUCACUGCGUCGAACUUUACUCACAUUGUAUACAGAUAGUGGAACGACUACAGCGACUGAGCUUGUCGAGGGAAGAAUUUUACGUACUAAAAGCACUGGUGCUUGUGAACAGCGACGCAAGAUUGGACGAGCCUCAGUCUUUGGUUCGUUUUCGAGAUGUGAUACUGAAUUCCCUUUCCGACUGCGUUGCGGCAGUUCGACCAGGUCAGGGUAUACGAUCAACGCAAAGUAUGUUCCUAGUCCUGCCGAGUCUCAGGCAAGCCGACGGUAUUGUUAGAAAAUUUUGGACCAGUGUUUAUAGGACUGGCAAAGUACCGAUGAACAAAUUGUUCGUCGAAAUGUUGGAGGCUGCUUGUUAUCGAUGAAAGAGAGGAGACGAAGGAAGGAAAAUUGUUUGUUUCUUAUUUUUUCCAAUCGUUAUUUUUUUAUUUUUUUUUUUCUCGCAACGACAUUUCUCUCCACUUUUUGUCCACACUACACAAAUACCUGUUGUUAUCAUUACUAUUAUUAAUAUUACUAUUACUAUUAUUACCAUUACUACUAAUAUAUUGUUUUAUGUACAUUAUUGUUAUUAUCGUAAGGAUUAGCUACUUUGUAAUUUCACAUCACAAUCGGCUUCGGCUCCCUAUUAUUUAUUUAUUUGUUACAUCGUUACCCUUUGAAUUCAAAGUAUUUAGAUUUUACUUUCGCAAUUCGUUGUCUUCACACACACACACACACACAC